GUAAUGCAUCCGCACUACACGAGAAUGUGCACUGGAAAACAUACAGGAUGUUGGUCUAAACAACGGAUGCAUACAUUAACCGACUCACUGAUCCAAAAACCGAAAAUCACGAGAAACAAUAUUUCUGGACAUAUGACAGUAGUUCCAUCCGGACAAAUGCAGGUUGAAAAUCUGGCUUGUAAUCCUUCAUGACUGUGUGUCAUUUUACUCAACAACAGGAACGGUGCCUCGAACUACACUGCAACACUGAUACACGGUGAUUAAUUGAUAGUAAUAAUGGCGAUGUCAAAGAUUAAAGAUGAUUUGGAGACAAAAGAGUCCGAUGAAAUUCGUGAAAUGUUUUGUGAACACUGCGACAAUGAAGGAAAAUAUGCUGCAGCAGAUGGAUUUUGUGCUAACUGUAAUGAGUUCAUGUGUAGCGUAUGUUUGAAGUACCAUAAUAAGUAUAAAUCUGAACACAUCACCCAAGAUAAGGAUCAUAUGCCACAGGAUUAUUGUUUUGAGAAAUGUUCAAGUCAUCCCGAUAAAUGUAUAAAAUUCUACUGUCUGGAAUGUUACAAAUUUGCAUGUUUGAAAUGUGUCUCAAUCAACGGCAGUACUUCGCACGAACAUCAUUGUAUAUCACAAACAUGGUCGCCAAUUCACACAGUUGUUCAGAAUACUGUGGAUGGAUCGUAUACUCUUAUACAAGAAGAAGUCGCUAAUACCACAUGUGAUAUAAAUAAAAUUGAAAACAGAAUCAUUUCCAUGAGACAGAAACGGCACAAAAGCAAUGAACAAGUCCGAGAAUCAGUUAAAUUACACAGAAAGGACAUAGAAAGACGGAUAAUUGAACUUGAAAGGCAGUUCUUAAGGAAAGUCGAUGAAAAAGAGUACGCUUCUAAUGCCAACUUAGAUUCUGUUUUGUCAGAUGUUACAGCUAUGAAAGUUCAAAUCGAAUCUCUUGCAUCUUAUCAAAACAAACUUCAGCAGUCAAACAAUCGCUGUUCGAAAUUUAUUGCGAUGAAUGAAUGUAAGUCCAGCGUUCUUUCUGUUCGGGAUGGACUUGUUAACUUAGAAAAUAAACUUGUUUACAAAGAUUUUGCUUUUGAUACAACAGAAAGUCCAAAAUUUGACGAACGAAACUUUGGAUCUUUUGUACCUGUAAAAUCCAAACAAAAACUUACCGCUUUUCACAAGUAUAAUCUGGAUGUCGCCGAAUACUUAAUCUGGAUUCUGGCAGGAAGUAUAAAUGAUCUAAGUGAGUACAACGGAUUACUUGUAGCUGUUGUAAGGGCAAGCAAAACGAUUGUUCUUCUUGAUCCUACCAAGCAAAAGAUAUUGUCAAAAUAUACUGCAACGUCAGAUCCAUCACGGUCAGCUUCUUUAAAUAGAAACCGAGUUGCAGUGACAUUACCCGAUAUAGGCAUAAUUCAGAUAUUGUGCAUUUCAGAGUUAGAACUGAAAAAGACAUCAGAUAUAAAAGUUGAAAAAGGUUGCUGGGGCAUUGUAUAUAAUACACAUCAAGAUUGUUUAUACGUGUCUUAUUUAGAACCAGAGAGCAAGGUUGUAGUAUUAAAAGAAACUGGAGAAAUACUUAGAGUUUUGGACACAGACAUCUUAGGAAAUAAACUGUUUAUUAGCCCAAGAAACAUCGCUCUCAAUUUUAAUGAAAGGUCCUUAUAUGUGUCUGAUACUGGCAGAGAUAUGGUUAUUAAGACAAGCCUCAAUGGCAAGGUAGAAAACGUUUACAAGGAUAAAGAUCUGAAAUAUCCGCGUGGAAUAGCAGUAGACGAAAACGGAUCAGUUUUUGUUUGUGGUGAAAAUUCAAAUAAUAUUCAUCAGUUAUCAUCAGACCUGUCAAAAAUUGGCAUAGCUAUUGAAUCAAAAGAUAUUCAGUCGCCUCUCAGCGUUGCAGUUUUUAAUUGUAGGGCAUCGAAGUGUUUGUUUUUAGGGAUGACUUCUAAUACAAAGAUCGGAGUAUUCUCACUCAGUUAAAACGUAGUCAACGGAAUUGGAUUCCAUCAACUACAAGACUCAUAUUAUACAUACAAUUUAUCGAAUAUCAAUGAUCAGUUAAAACAGUACUUUUUAUUGACAGUUGUAAUACAACCCGAUUUAUAUCCCUAUUAAACGAAGACGGCUGUGCCUGGUAUAAUUAGUAUGCAACACAUGCACCGAUUGUACGUCAUUGUCAUUACGUCAUAGCGUCCGACGUCAUAGUAGCGCGUCGGAAAAGAAAACUGCGCAAAGCAGGCAAUUAUUUGGCGAAUAUCUUAUGAGAUUACAAUCCUUGAAAAUGUGUUAGAAUUGAAAUAAUAUAACAAACAUUGACUUGUUCUAAAAUAAAGUUAUUGUUUGUCGUGCAGAGUUUAACCCAGGGUUCAUUUAACCAAGCUUUAUACAAUUGGGUGCAGAUGUAUAUUUUGUUACAUCACUCUGGCUGUGCCCACUUGAUAUAAUUCCUUCACAUCUGCACUCCAGGCAGUAUUUUUUUCUACAACAAAACACAGUUUGGUAUAUAUUAUUUCUUUAACAAUAUUUUUAUUAAGUCUAUACAACUUUUAUACAAUCCUGUUUUUUUUUAAUAUGAUUAUUGUUGUACAUUCAUCAUACAAAUGUAACAUAAAUAAACAACUAUUAAAGUA
This is a messenger RNA of Mercenaria mercenaria, 2627 nucleotides long. RefSeq lists its product as uncharacterized. The transcript is spliced from 2 exons. Gene Ontology annotation, molecular function: zinc ion binding. Bases 277 to 1977 code for a protein of 566 amino acids. The record is from RefSeq and is a predicted model, not a curated record. NCBI's taxonomy places the organism in Eukaryota, Metazoa, Mollusca, Bivalvia, Venerida, Veneridae.